This is a messenger RNA of Parnassius mnemosyne (clouded apollo), 1044 nucleotides long. The record is from the annotation of a GenBank genome assembly. Lineage: Eukaryota; Metazoa; Arthropoda; Insecta; Lepidoptera; Papilionidae.
AUGGAUCAUUUGAAGUUAACAGUGGAUAAGCUGUCAGUAGAAGCUGUAAGUGAUUUGGUUGUGGACGACAGCUGUGGAGCUAUUUCUGUUUUUGUAGGAACAACUAGAGAUAAUUUUGAGGAUAAAAAGGUGGUGAAGCUGGAGUAUGAGGCAUAUGAACCAAUGGCAUUGAAGGCCAUGAAGAGUAUCUGUGAUGAAAUUAGAAGCAAGUGGCCCGCUGUUCAUGGUAUCGCUAUAUAUCACAGGUUGGGGGAGGUUCCUUGCCGUGAGGCGUCGCUGGUGGUGGCGGUGAGCAGUCCCCACCGCCAAGACUCGCUCCAGGCCACGGCUUUCUGCGUGGACCAGCUCAAGGCCAACGUGCCAGUGUGGAAGCGAGAGCUGUACGCUGGUGACCACGCGCCCGUCUGGAAGGAGAACCCUGAAUGUGCAUCCCAACAAUCACCACAAAAACCACCAACACCACAGAAAACUCCAGAGAACGUUGCAGACAAAAAUAUGGUACAAAUAAAUGUAUCGAAUGAGGAACUACAACAAAGAAUACAACAUUUUAUCGAAAGAAAGAGAGAGCAAGUGAAUAUCAGUAACAUAGUAGACUUUAUACCCGGUUAUAGUGAGAGCGAGAUGCAAGAUUCGGAGACGUGUGCAAGAGUGAGAACGCAGUUCGUUAGAAGAAGCGAUUCUAAGAGUCAUUUGAAGAUCCGCAAGGUGUACAAUGAGUGGGGCCCGCAGACUGUGCGCGGUAUGGGGGAGUGUGGUGGGGACGGGGAUGGGGAGAGGGGAGGGUUGCCCGAGGGGGUGGCGGAGCGGUUACGAGCCGCAGAGCAGUUCGUGAACGUGACACCAGUGGGCCGGGACGUGUACAGCCGCCUCAAGGCCGUUGAAGAACGCAUCUCGCAUCUUUUAGCUGUCUCACCUGAGUACGCGCACUUCUGGAAAGUCAAACAGGAAUCGGCGGACGUAAAGCAAGAGAGCAUGGACUAUGUUUUCUCCGCGGACGACAUCACGAGGAAGAUCGAGCUGCUGGAAAAGCAGGCUGCUUCGUGA